Mus musculus (house mouse) is the source of this 1647-nucleotide messenger RNA. RefSeq names its product interleukin 36G (gene Il36g). Gene Ontology annotation, cellular component: extracellular region; cytoplasm. Gene Ontology annotation, molecular function: cytokine activity. Bases 295 to 876 code for a protein of 193 amino acids. The record is from RefSeq and is marked validated. Gene Ontology annotation, biological process: immune response; inflammatory response. NCBI's taxonomy places the organism in Eukaryota, Metazoa, Chordata, Mammalia, Rodentia, Muridae. The transcript is spliced from 5 exons.
AUCAUUACACCUGGGAGCUGCCCAAGCUGGGAUUUGGUCUUCUAGACUUUCCAUAAGGACUCUUUCUUGCCAUGUACCUACAAACCUACAAAACCCUUUGAGUGCGCCUCUGAGUGUGGAGCUUUCUGCAGUUCAGGGUUCAGUGAAUGGACAGAUCUGUCUUGCUGUAAGUGAUCCUGUGAGCGAUCCUGUGAGCGAUCCUGUGAGCGAUCCUGUGAGCGAUCCUGUGAGCGAUCCUGUGAGUGAUCCUGUGAGCAAUCCUGUGAGAGCUCUGUGCACCAGAACAAGAUCACGAUGGAAAACAAUGAAAAAAAAAACAUUGUGUAUGGAAGUGAUGUUGAGAUGGAACACGAGAGAGCUGGGCUAUUUGUAUCUUCAGCUAUGUUUUCUAAACACCCAUUUUCUACACACAUCUCAGGAAGAGAAACUCCUGACUUUGGGGAGGUUUUUGACUUGGACCAGCAGGUGUGGAUCUUUCGUAAUCAGGCCCUUGUGACAGUUCCACGAAGCCACAGAGUAACCCCAGUCAGCGUGACUAUCCUCCCAUGCAAGUACCCAGAGUCUCUUGAACAGGACAAAGGGAUUGCCAUUUAUUUGGGAAUUCAGAAUCCAGAUAAAUGCCUGUUUUGUAAGGAAGUUAAUGGACACCCUACUUUGCUGCUAAAGGAAGAGAAGAUUUUGGAUUUGUACCACCACCCUGAGCCAAUGAAGCCAUUCCUGUUUUACCACACCCGGACAGGUGGAACAUCCACCUUUGAAUCAGUGGCUUUCCCUGGCCACUAUAUUGCCUCCUCCAAGACUGGCAACCCCAUCUUCCUCACAUCAAAAAAGGGAGAAUAUUACAACAUUAACUUCAAUUUAGAUAUAAAGUCUUAAACUCAGCAUGGAAGUGGAGGGUUGGUUAGAACUCUUCCUCUUAAAACAUCAAACCUCUAAUAUGUUAUCAUUUGUUUGAUCUAUGGUAUUUUCAUACUGAAAGGUAAGCAGGACCAACAUUAUCUCCUUUCAUAGAUGAAGAAGCAACAAAAUAAUGCAUACUCCAAAGUCGGUGGGAUUGGAGUGGUGUAAGGAUGUUCUCUAAGACUGAAGUGGUCCAAUCUAUAAGACAUCAUGUCUGAGAAAUAGGGUGCUGUGCCACAGUGUAUAAAACCUAGAAUGCCCUGUGUGUGAGUGGUGACAUCCUCAUUUCCAGCCAUUGGCCUGAUUCAUACCAUGUUUUCACACAUUUGUAAUAUCAACUCCUUGCAUUUGGAUAGCAGAGGCCUCACAAUGACAUUUGCCUCAACAGCUAAUAGCUUUGAUCUUUCAAUGCUGUGUAGAUCUGAAUACACUAGAAAAGGAAUUAGAAUCCUGAGUGAAUGAACUGUGAGGAGCCGCCCUCACAUUUGCCAUUAUAAGAUGGCACUGACAGCUGUGUUCUAAGUGGUAAACAUAGUCUGCACACAUGCAGGGGCAGUUUUCCCACCAUGUGUUCUGCCUUUCCCGUGAUGACAACUGGGCCGAUGGGCUGCAGCCAAUCAGGGAGUAAUACGUCCUAGGUGGAGGAUAAUUCUCCUUAAAAGGGACGGGGUUCUGGCACUCUCUCCCUUCCUUGCUUGCUCUCUUGCACUCUGGCUCCUGAAGAUGUAAGCAAUAAAGCUUUGCCGC